AUGAACACAAACACAUCACCACAUCGCGGCAGUGGGCGUGCUGGCAGCAGCACUCGAAGCAGCAGCAGCAGCAGCAGCAGCCAUGCGAGUGGCAGCGGCACCCAUAACCAGCCCUACGACGAGGAGCGACUCGAGUUGCUCGGCGAGUUCGACACACCCUCCCCACGAUGGUCAUUAUCGAGGAGAUGCCUACGACUUCCAAGGCCCAAAAAGUCAACGACCUGGCUACUGCUGAUUGAUCUCACCAUCAUCGGUCUACUCGUCAUCGCCUUUUGGCCCCUCAUCACACUGCUCCUCUACAACGAGAGGUUAUUCGGCGCUCGCCUGGCGCUCCCUGUCGAGAAGACACCACACACAGAGAACCACUACCAACAGCACGCGAUACCGCGCAUCUUGCAUCAGACGAGUGCCACCGAACAGAUUCGCGACGACUGGGUCAAGCCGCAACAGAGCUGCAAGGACGCCUACAGCGAUUUCGAAUACAUGCACUGGACCGACGCGCUGGCGCGUGAUCUGAUCGCCACCGAGUAUCCCUGGUUCCUCGACACCUGGGACAACUACCCCUUCCCCAUCCAGCACGCCGACUCGCUCCGCUACUUUGUUCUGCACCGGUACGGCGGCAUCUACCUCGACAUGGACACGUGGUGCAACGCGUCGAUCCCGAUACACCAAAUCGAGGCCGCCGGGGGCAAGGACCUGUCCGUGUUCAAGUCGACGAGUCCGACGGGCGUCUCGAACGACCUGAUGAUCACGACGGCCCGCCACCCCAUCUUCGAGGCCGUCAUCAAGCGCCUCGAUGAGCUACGCGCAGAGCUACUAACGCUGGACCCCUCUUUCUCAUCGCCGUCAUUGGAAAAGAGCAGCACCGUUCCCGACUCCAAAGCCCUGGACGCUCUGCCUCUCCUCCAUGCCGUCGUGAUGGAGACCCUGCGCCUGCACGCGCCGAUUCCCGGGCCUGAGCCGCGUCGAACACCUCCAACCGGUUGUUGCAUCGCUGGUUACACGAUCUCCGGCGAUGUCCGGGUAGCCUGUCUCGCGCACACGCUCCACCGCGAUGAGACGGCGUUCCCGGACCCAGAGCACUGGGCGUCCACGCGGUGGUUCGUCGAGGAUGGCCAGAAGCGGGAAAUGCUUCCCGAUUCUGGACAUUCGGCAGCGGCGGCCGGAUGUGUCUGGGCUCCAAUUUUGUCAUGA
Molecule: messenger RNA, 1194 nt
Organism: Verticillium alfalfae VaMs.102
Lineage: Eukaryota; Fungi; Ascomycota; Sordariomycetes; Glomerellales; Plectosphaerellaceae
Product: mannosyl phosphorylinositol ceramide synthase SUR1
Exons: 3
Coding region: 1-1194 (397 amino acids)
Biological process (GO): mannosyl-inositol phosphorylceramide biosynthetic process
Molecular function (GO): iron ion binding; heme binding; oxidoreductase activity, acting on paired donors, with incorporation or reduction of molecular oxygen
Source: RefSeq, a predicted model, not a curated record